This is a messenger RNA of Saccostrea cuccullata (small rock oyster), 2584 nucleotides long. RefSeq lists its product as uncharacterized. The transcript has 4 exons. Lineage: Eukaryota; Metazoa; Mollusca; Bivalvia; Ostreida; Ostreidae. The coding region runs from base 195 to 2324 and encodes 709 amino acids. The record is from RefSeq and is a predicted model, not a curated record.
CAUAGGUUAUGAUGUGCCAUGUGGUACAAAUAAGUAAACGUAACUUUCAGUAAGGUUUAGCUGUAUCGCAAUAAGAGGCUGAGCCAGGCUGCGGUGACUGGAUUCAGCUUCAGAAUGUCCAGAAAAUUUCAUGAUAGGAAGAAUGUCAUGUUGGAAUUGAGACCAGUACAGAUGUUCCCUGCAGUUGUGUAAUAAUGGCAGCCUUCCGAUGUCGCUACAAAUUAAAAUCUAAAAUAGCGGCCUUAGGUUCCUUUCUCUUUGUUGUCAUUACUGUACAUUACUUCAUUUCGUCUAAGUUUAGGACUAAAAGCCAAACUAAUUCUAUUGGAAGGAAGUCUUAUUCUAGAGUUUAUAUGUCUAGUGAUGUUCAAAAUCUGAUUCAACAGAACGACAUUUGUGGGAUACAUCAACUACCGCUAUACAGUAGAGAAAUUGAACAUGCUAUUCAACCAAUGGAGAAACCUCUUGUAUGCAAUGGGACCAACUUGUUUUAUUUUAAAGACAAUAUCUUAUCCAUGAAUACAAGUGUCUUGUACCCAAAUCACAACACCAUAGAUUUGUACGAAUUUAAAUCUAAAAAGUUAGAGAAUAAACCUGUUAUAAAAGCAUGUGAAUUAAGGGGUAUCGAAAGAGUGACAGAUUCGUUUUUCACAUAUACGGAGAGUAUCAUCAAAGAAAAGGAACCGUUUAACUUCCUACUCAAGCAUGACUUUGUACGAGUGAAAUGUCUGUUAAAUUCCACAGUUAAUUUAAUCAACGCAGAUGAGAACGAGACCGAGAAAAUUGUCAGCAAUGACGGCUCUUAUAAUGAAGCCGACGAGAGGAGUGAGACGGAAAGGAACAUUUUUGAGGAGUAUCUCGUAGAUUUCGACCAGUUUUUAGUCCAGGUUUAUCCUCAGGAGGAGGUUUUCAAAAGAGCCUCCGCAUUGUCGGAUUCGCACGGUUCGGAUCGGAUGAACGUUAUGAUGAUUGUUUUGGAUUCUAUGUCCCACAUGUCAUUCCGUAGAAAACUGCCAAAAACCUACAGCUUCUUAAAGAAAAAUUUGGCUUCAACCAUUCUGAAUGCCUAUAAUAUAGUUGGUGAUGCUACUUUAGCUGCACUGAUACCAAUAUUAACAGGUAAAACAGAACUAGAGUUACCUGAAGUUAGAAAGAGCCAGGAAGACGCUUAUUAUGUGGACAUCUAUCCUAUGAUCUGGAAGGAGUUUAAGAAGAAGGGAUAUGUCACCAUGUUUGCCGAGGAUGAACCCUCAAUUAGUGCUUUCAACCUUAGAUUAAAUGGUUUUAAGGAAUCCCCCGUGGACCAUUAUAUGAGGCCAUUUUGGCAGGCCAUCUGGGACUCCGAACUCCGAGAACGGAGUAAGAGAUAUUGCACGGGUGGUACGCCACAUCAUCAAUUUUUAUUAGAGUACCUUAAAGACUUCUACGUGAAAUAUCAGAAUGUUUCCAAAUUUUCCCUAACAUUUUUGGCCGAAUUGACUCAUUGGGAUAAUAACCCGGGAGAAUAUUUAGAUGUGGAUUUUGUGAAUUCUUUGAAAGUUUUCAGCAAGUUGGGAUUUCUGGACAAUACUCUACUGAUUGUGAUGGGGGACCACGGUGCUAGGUACGGAAGAAUACGGCGUACGUUACAAGGGAAAAUGGAAGAGAGGCUCCCCUUCAUGAGUCUGCAUUUUCCUCAUCGAUUUAAACUCAAACAUCCUCAUUUAAUUAAACUCCUGUCAAAAAACGCCAAUCGAUUGACGACACCAUUUGAUGUUUAUGAAACUCUUAGGGAUGUCCUUGAUUCAUCAAGGUUGUAUAAACCUGUGACACCAAGCAGAGGAAUCAGCCUCCUUCAGGAGAUUCCAGCCAAUCGGAAUUGUGUGUCUGCUCAUAUUGACCUACAUUGGUGUUCAUGUUUAGUGCAAAGUAAGGUGGACCCAAACAGUGAUAAUAUAAAAGUAAUAGCGGACCAACUUCUCAGACAUAUCAAUGAUCUGACUCUGCCUUUGAGAGACUCUUGUCAUGAGCUGUCAAUUCAUAAAAUAAAAUCUGCAAAUUUAAUGAGUCCUAAUGAAAAGGUUUUGAAAUUUAUGAAAACAGUGGAUGCUGAUCAAAGAGUAGCCAACUUUAGUUCAGAAAUAAAUGUGGAUGUUGCACAUUACCAAAUCACCAUGGAAACAAUUCCAAACUAUGCACAAUACGAGGGCACAGUGACUAAGAACUUGAAGGACAACAAAUAUGAAGUUUUCCACAGUAUUAGUAGAUUAGAUCACUAUGGCAACCAGUCUGCUUGUGUGAUGAAGCAGUACCCUGAUCUCAGAAAAUUUUGUCACUGCAGAUAAUAUUGAUGGAGGUUUGAUAUGCCUUUUUCCACAUAUCAUGGAUUCAAAAUCAAGUUGAAUGUGUUCAUUAAGUUGGGAUAAUAGGUAAUAUCAUGAUGAUUGAUUUAAACUCCUGAACUGGCAUUUGAAGUUUUGGGUUAUUAUUUUUUAUUAUGACCAUAUAAUUGGAGGUUUUGGGGAAUACUUGUAUAGAUUUUGGUGUCUUUCUGUCUUUUUUCCACAGAAAUGUUAAUUAGUUAACUUUUAAACGCUUGGUCCUA